AUGCUGGGGCAUGAAUCCACGUGUGCAUGCAUGGAGGGAUCUAUCUUCAGGUGUGCUUGCAGAGACAUGUCUGCAUGUGCUUUUGAGGCGCCUCAAAAGUUGUAUCCGGGUGUGCUUGCAGGGGCGUGUGUGCAUGUAUCACAAGGAACGCUGUCAAGUUCACGGCACAAGGCCACAUGAUGGUGCGGGUGUUCUUGGUGCCGCAAGGGGCGAGCAUGCAAGACACCCUUCAAUUGCCCUGUCUCACGAUGGCUUUAAGUACAUUUGUCUGAUGCAUUCUGUGCUCCAGAGAACGCUGUCAGGUUCACGGCACAAGGCCACGUGACGGUGCGAGUGUCGUUGGUGCCGCAAGGGACAAGCUUGCAACACACCCUUCAAUGCCAGGGCCUUUCCACGACCACCCCACACACACCCACUUCAACGCUUGCCACCUGGGCUUGCGCUUGGGGCUGGAAGCAGGAGACAGCAAGCAGCGCAGCAAGCAGCGCAGCUGUCAACACACCGGAUGAGUCUGAGACCGCCCAUGACAGGAGAGUCCGCAAGAGGCACGAUGGGAGGCCCAAGAGGCGGCGCGAUGGUCAGCACAAUGGGAACGGAAGACCGUGCCCGUGGUCUUGUCCGGGCCCGUGCCCGUGUGUGCUCGUGCUGUCGUGCCAGGACUCAGGCUGUGGCUUCCCGGCGUCUCUGCACAGAGCGGAUGGCAGUGGAGGGGCUUCGUACUUCUCCCUUGUGGAGUCGCGGGAGCAAAGGGAGGCGAGGAGUGGGUCAGGCACAGCACUUGGGCUGGUGCUGGUGCAGCACAUGGUGACUCUAAUGAAGGGGGAAUUGGCCUUCGACUCACGGCCGGGGUGUGGCAGCACAGUUGCUUUCUGUGUGCCUGUGACUACUCCCUUCAUACAAGAACACUGCUUAGAAGAAACCUACCUGGAGGAUCAGAACGUGCUGCAGGAGCAGAGUCAACAGCAGCAAUGGCAGGGGGAGGUGGCAUGGCAUCGUGAGACCCAAGAGAGAGGGUCAAGAGAGUUUCCAGGUGCUGCCAGCAGUUGCCACGAGCAGCAGACAGGUUCAGGAGAUUCUUCAGGGGCUAUCAACAGAAUGCCGUUGCAGCAGCACAGCGUUCAGGUGGUUCAACGUAACCCGAACCAGCAGCAGCAGCAGCAGCAGUGGUUGCCUCUGGUGCAGUCGUGUGAAGGGUCGUUUGUGGUGCAUGGCUCAGGCGAGGUGCUGAUGCAAGACUCGAGAGCAAUCCAGAGAGGCCGGAGCAAGAGCGAGAGAGUGGAUGCGAGUGAGAGAGUGAGUGUGAGUGUGGGUGCGAGUUAUCCGCGGGCCAUAUCUGUGCCUCCAUCGAGCGCUGCUGCCGCAGGCACGCAUGCAGCAGCGGCUGCUGCACAGACUCGCGCGUGUCUCACUGGGCUGCGCAUCCUGGUGGUGGACGACACGCCGAUCAACCUCAUGGUGGCCCGCCGCACUCUCACCCGCUGGGGCGCUGCUGUGGCUACGGCGAAGAGCGGGGCGGAGGCUGUUGAGAUGGUUGGUACAGGCAUGCAGGGAAUGGAAGGGGAGGAGGCGGUUGAGUCGGUUGUUGCUGACAUGGGGGAAGCAAGAGGGCAGGAGGCGGUUGGGGAGGAGGCGGUGGAGAUGGCUGGUGAGGGCAUCGAGGAGAGGAGAGUGGAGGAUGUGUGUGCGUCAUUGCGGCAUGGUUACGACUUGGUUCUCAUGGACCUGCAGAUGCCUGGCAUGGAUGGCUUCACAGCAGCAGCGGCCAUUCGAGCCCACGAGAGGAGACUGCAGUUCGAAGCCACUCGAAGUAGGCAGCAGCAGAGGCAGCAAGCGGCACUUGAAGCAGACCCUCAAGGGAGGGACUGGAAGCGGCCCGCAGGUGUUGACUGGCAGCGGCCUGACUGGGGAGAAGAUCGGCAAGCACCUGCUGCUGACUGGCAACCACCGGCUGCUGAGAAUGACUGGCCAGCCCUUCCACGUGUGCCCAUAGUGGCUCUGACAGCAGACGUGGAUUGCGGAGUGGUGCAGAGGUGUGCAGAGGGGGGGUUUGACGGUGUGCUUCAGAAGCCAGUGGACGCCCACCUGCUGGCGGCGCACUUGAGCCAGGCACAGCUCCAGCUGUCACUGCGGCGGGUUGUGUCGCACCCGACUGUCACACAAAGAAACUGAGAGAUGAUACUGACACUACUACUGACUGAGGCUUAAACCGGUACGACUGAUUCGACAGUCGCUGCUGCGGAUGGCGUCGCCCCCGGCUGUCACACGAAGAGCUGACAGAUUUCACGGACACUACUACCGUCAACACAAUACUUCUGGUGUAUUUUGAGGCGACUCAAAAUACACAAUACUUCUGACUCAGCAGUUGCUGCUCUGUGGGUGGCGUUGCAGCAGUAGCCAACUGCAACUCAAACAACUGAGGGGCACUUGUACUGAGUCAGCAGUCGCUGAGAAAAUUACAGCCUAUGCAAUUUCUGGCAACGAAUUUCGGACAAUUGUUGGCUAGCGGCGGUAGCAAUGCUGUAGCAAAUUCCGAAUACACGACCCAGGGAGGGUCUUAUUGUCAGAAGGCUAGCUUAGCUAGGAAGCUAGAAAAGGCAUGAGGUUUAGCUAGGAGGAGCUAUGGAGUGGCGUGAGGUCUAGGAAGGAGAAAAGUUGAGGGAAAAGAGAGUUGGAAUAGAAAGAGAGAGGCAUACGAGGAGAUUGUACUCUCUACAGUAAAGUUCGGUAACCUAC
Molecule: messenger RNA, 2733 nt
Organism: Closterium sp. NIES-67
Lineage: Eukaryota; Viridiplantae; Streptophyta; Zygnematophyceae; Desmidiales; Closteriaceae
Source: the annotation of a GenBank genome assembly